Amphimedon queenslandica is the source of this 2166-nucleotide messenger RNA. RefSeq lists its product as uncharacterized. The transcript is spliced from 4 exons. Bases 109 to 2166 code for a protein of 685 amino acids. The record is from RefSeq and is a predicted model, not a curated record. NCBI's taxonomy places the organism in Eukaryota, Metazoa, Porifera, Demospongiae, Haplosclerida, Niphatidae.
AUAGGGGUACUGUUGCUGCAUAUUAGAAAUUUGAGCUACAUUUUUACAGCGUCUCCAUUUCAAGGUAGCUGCUAGAGUAACAGCAAUUGCCCGUGUCCAUUAGCAAUCAUGUCUUCUGGAGGAGCCAUUGGCAGCGAGUAUGUCCCAAACGGCCUCCGCCGAUCCCUAAGGAAGAAGUAUGCUGUGAAAUCUACCAGGGUCCAGCCACUGUUGAACGGGAUGACACAGAGACCCGCUAUACUCAAGGAGGGAUUUCUUCACAAGCCUAGCUUCUUUAGAUUUGGUGGAAAAAAGAAGAGAUGGUGCGUUCUCCGGACCUAUUCCUCAGUCGAAGCAAGCAUGGACAUAUUCCUUGAUGAGUCCAAGACUCGCUAUAAGGGAAGCAUAUGCCUCGACAAGGAGGCACAGCCACUUAUAGUGGUAAAGCCUGCAGAUGACAGAUCUUCAUAUUACAUGAUACUCAAAGUUGGUAAAAACUCUUACCACUUUACAACAGAUUCUCAGAGAGAGCUCAAGGAUUGGGCAGCACUUCUACGACAAAUCGUUGAUCCAGCUGCUACACUAUUUUCAGCUAGCAUUGUAGAACCAAAUGAUCUAGAAGAAGGAAUGGUUAAUGUCCAAUUUGCUGCAAACUACAUUGCACUACUCUGCCCCUUGAGAGAGAUAUCGCUCAAGAGAUGGCGUUUAGAGCACAUUGCUUCGUUUGGUCAGUGUGGAGGGAUGCUCACUUUUGAGUGCUGCAGGCGCUGCUCCGACCCAAACACCUCGAGAUGCUCCCUCAACAUUAAGCAAGAGAAACCAGCCACCAUACUCAGUUUGAUGGAGAAAACAAUAAGAGAUAAUCCGAAUACAAACGAGAUACAUUACGAGAGGAGCAUUUUAGGUGACAUAUAUCACUGCAGUCACCAAUGUAACAGCAGCCCCAGGCUACUCCCUGCAUUCUCGGAAAGUAACCUUACACAACUGAGCACACACUCAUCUCCUUUUGCUUCAAGGAGACGCCAUGAUCUUGAGGUCUCUCUUCCACCACCAGAUAUUGAUCACAACACUUCAUAUUAUCACAAUUUACUUGAGAACCACGACUCAGGACUAGGUACACCGCAGCAAGAGGACUCGCCUGAUUUUUCAGGUUUUCCUUCCUCUCCAAUCACUUUAAAACCAAGCGGGAAACCGACUUCUCCUGCUAGAAAACCAAUCAAGUACACUUCGCCAGCUCACAGAUCAAGAAGCAACAGCGACAAUAAAUACAGUACAGCUGCAUCCUCCAGUCGUUACAGCUCCACUCCAACAAGAUCAGAAACUGAUGAGAGCAGUGGAUCAGAGCUAGGUCAAGUGUCUAGUAGCUUGUCAAGCUGUCAAGCAAAGGAGACAAAGAGAAGCUUACAAACCCAUCGAUCAGUGUCGCCAGUAAAGACAGCAGCUCGAUCAAUGACUCCAUCAACUUACAAUAAACUAGAGACAGUCUCUGAGCCAUCAGACAGAACAGAACCCCCUCCCUUACCUCCUACUAGAAGAGAGUCCCGUGGGCGUGGUAACAAUGGCAGUGUUAGCCCUCCCAACACAGUCACAAGAUCAAUAAGUCCGUCAGGCAAGAAAUACAAGUCUUUGGUACCUAUCGGCGUCCCACCACCUCCUCCUAAAUUCAUAAAGAAGAUCAACGGUGAGUCGAGAUUAGAACAAGUAAGAGACUCUUCAUCUGAUCGAGAUCAUCCGAUAGCUGAUUUAUCGAGUCCAGAGACAAGACUGAGGAGUGGGACGCACAUAGUACAGCGAGAGCUCCCUCCUCAUUUACCGAGAGAGAGGGCACAGUCCCAAUCCGAUUUCUUAGAAGUUUCUUCUCCUUCUCAUCGUGUCCAUACUACUGGCCAUGGCGGAGUCCAUGGUAGAUUCAGAGCUGUCUCAAAGAGCACGUCAGAUGAACUUGGAGAAAGUUAUGAUGCUCUAGACAACCUGAAGUCGAUAAACCCGUUCUUUAGACUAGAUGAGUUAGAAUACGACGAAAGGGAAGGAGAACAGAGCCAAGAAGUCAUGUCUAAUCUUGCCGACUACCGCCACCACAAGAACGGAUACUGUGAGCCCGGCCUUGUUGAUAAAGUCCUCAGUAAAGUAGCCUGUGAUAAUGUUCCAUGUAAAAUAUCAGGCAAACCAAACCAGCCAAUGUCAUAG